CAUAAAAAAUUUGUUUUUGGCUUAUAAAGAAAAAUUAUCUUUUCUAAAUUAUCCAGUAAAUGAAACAAAUUAAAGUUUUCUCUCUAUUCUCAACUCAUUCUCAUAAAACCCAACAAGAAAACAAUCGAAAUAUUGGAAAUAUUCAAAAGUGAAAAUAUUGAAAGAUUGAAACUUUCACUAAUGUUUUUCAGCUACGUGUGAUGACUUGUUUAGCGAUCAUAGCGCCUCUUCUGGGAUAUUUUCCAAUUUGAUUUCCCGCAAAAAAUUAUCAGGAUCUCUUAAGGCGCCAAAGGAUCCUUUUAAAAAUUAAAUUUGCAAAAUUUCUCUCAAAAUAUCAAUUGAAAAAUGAUUCUCACUAAAAAAUAGAUUUUAAGAAAUGUUUUGAUUUUGUAUUUACAUUUGGAGGUUAAGCUGCUAAUCAGCUGUUAUUGUGGGAUAAAUUGUAUGACCUUCAGAGUGACCUGUUCAAAGAUAGUGGUGCUGGGAUAAAUUUCUUAUCACCCGGGUUUGUGUAAUUUCCAAAGUGUUUGCUUUUUGGAAAGUCAUCCCGAGUCUCUCGAUUUGAGGAUUAAGUGCUCGACAGUGAAGUGAGACAGUGCAAAAAUGGCUUUAGCUGCUUCAUCCGUUGCAACGAGUCCCUUUGAAGGGCAAAAGCCGGGAACAAGUGGUCUGAGGAAGAAGGUCAAGGUCUUUACGGAGAAGAAUUACACAGAGAACUUUGUCCAGUGCAUUUUGGAUGCCAAUGGGAGUGCCAUUGAGGGUUCAACGCUGGUUGUGGGAGGAGAUGGGCGCUACUACUGCCGCACGGCAUGUGAGAUAAUUGUGAGAAUUUGUGCUGCAAACGGUGUGUCACGUCUUCUUGUGGGGCAGAAUGGGAUUCUCUCAACACCAGCAGUUUCCUGCAUUAUUCGUGCCAAUAAAGCCCUCGGUGGGAUUGUUCUUACGGCUUCGCACAAUCCCGGUGGUCCGGAGAAUGAUUUUGGGAUUAAAUUCAACUGCGAAAAUGGUGGUCCAGCACCUGAUGGGGUCACUAAUAAGAUUUAUCAACUCUCCACAACUAUUUCGUCCUACAAAAUUGUCCAAGAUCUUAAGAUUGACCUCACGAAGAUUGGUACCAAUACCUAUGACAUCUCCGGGAAACCCUUUGUUGUGGAAGUUGUGGACUCGGUGGUUGCUUAUGUGAAUUUAAUGAAGGAGAUUUUUGAUUUUGACAAACUCCGCAGCCUCGUGACGGGAGCUUCUUCUGGGAAACCACUAAAGAUGCGAAUUGAUUCAAUGAAUGGGGUCACUGGAGCGUAUGUUCGGGAGAUUUUCCUCAAUUCUUUGGGUGCUUCAGCUGAAAAUGUUGUUCACACGACUCCUCUGGAAGAUUUUGGGGGCCUUCAUCCUGAUCCCAAUCUUACCUAUGCAAAGGAUCUUGUGGAUACGGUGCGAAAUGGUGAUUAUGACAUUGGAGCUGCAUUUGAUGGGGAUGGGGACAGAAAUAUGAUUAUUGGUAGGAAGGCAUUCUUUGUGACACCCAGUGAUUCCCUGGCGGUGAUUGCUCAUUUCGUCGAGGCUAUCCCAUAUUUCCGGAAGAAUGGAGUCACUGGUUUUGCUCGCAGUAUGCCAACUGCCUCAGCAGUGGAUUUGGUAGCCAAGAAGGUUGGCAAGGAAAUCUUUGAAGUUCCAACGGGAUGGAAGUACUUUGGUAAUCUAAUGGAUGCCAAUCGUCUCUGUCUCUGCGGUGAGGAAAGUUUCGGCACUGGAUCCAAUCAUAUUCGUGAAAAGGACGGAAUUUGGGCCCUCCUGGCGUGGUUGUCCAUCAUGGAGCACACAGGAAAGGGUGUGGAGGAUAUUCUAAAGGCACACUGGGCUACUUAUGGGCGUAAUUACUUCACACGCUACGACUAUGAGGAAUGCGAUGCAACCAAGUGCAAUGCAAUGAUGGAACAAAUGGAGAAACUCAUAACAGAUCCGGGCUUUCUGGGGAAGCAAUUUGAGAGCUGUGGGAAGAAGUAUGUGGUCAAGGUGGCUGAUAAUUUCAGCUAUAGCGAUCCCAUUGAUAAAUCCCUGGCCACCAAGCAGGGCUUGAGGGUGGUAUUUGAUGAUGGGAGUCGCAUUGUGAUGCGUCUCAGUGGAACAGGCAGUUCCGGCGCCACUGUGCGUCUCUACAUUGAUUCGUAUGAGAAGGAAAAUGUUCUGGGGCAAGCGAGUGACAUGCUGAAGCCUCUCAUUGAGAUUGCCUUGCAAAUAUCACAAUUGGCCCAAUUUACAGGACGCAAUGCACCCACGGUCAUCACAUGAAUCACAAAAUACAUAUUUAUACGAAAUUUACGACAUUUUAUUUUACUCAAAAAAAGAAAAUAUCAAGAGAGGUGAAACUCAAAUAAUAAAGAAAAUGGCUUAUUUGUUAAAAAGAUAUUAAGUUUGAUUAACUAUACUCAAGGGCAAAAUUAAACAUUUGAUAAGGCAAUAAAA
Molecule: messenger RNA, 2460 nt
Organism: Lutzomyia longipalpis
Lineage: Eukaryota; Metazoa; Arthropoda; Insecta; Diptera; Psychodidae
Gene: Pgm1
Product: phosphoglucomutase
Exons: 4
Coding region: 604-2286 (560 amino acids)
Biological process (GO): carbohydrate metabolic process
Cellular component (GO): cytosol
Molecular function (GO): magnesium ion binding; phosphoglucomutase activity
Source: RefSeq, a predicted model, not a curated record